Messenger RNA from Lutzomyia longipalpis, 2979 nucleotides. Its product is annotated as armadillo repeat-containing protein 8-like. Lineage: Eukaryota; Metazoa; Arthropoda; Insecta; Diptera; Psychodidae. The transcript has 6 exons. Gene Ontology annotation, molecular function: protein binding. The record is from RefSeq and is a predicted model, not a curated record. Gene Ontology annotation, biological process: proteasome-mediated ubiquitin-dependent protein catabolic process. Gene Ontology annotation, cellular component: GID complex. Bases 139 to 2115 code for a protein of 658 amino acids.
UUUCACGUAGGUCAACAUCUAUUUUCAGCUGACGAUUUUCGUGUUGCACGGCAAAAGAAUAAAUUUUAAAGUGGAGUUUAAUUGUAAAAAUAGUUUGUAUUCGGUGGAAAUUCUUGUUGAACAUUAUUCGUGGGUGCAAUGGAGCCAUUUACCUGUUUCAUGGCAAGUGGAUUUGAAUUUCGAUCGUACAUCGAUGAACUGUACUCGAAUGACUACCAAAAAUGUCAGGAAGCAAUGAUCUGCCUCAAGAAUGCCGUGAUCGGGAGCAAUAAACAGAAGGCAUCUGUUGUGUCGCAGGGUAUCGUCCCAAGGCUCAUAACUCUCCUUACGGAUGAAACAGUUCCGUUGGAGCUGCGCUGUGAUGCUGGAAUUGUUAUUGGUUCUCUGGCAAAGGGUGCCAAUGAUCAAGUCCGGCAGCUGAUCCUCUAUGGCACAAUUCAUGUCCUUCUGCAGCUCAUAAUGAAGAAGAAUAGCGAAAAGCAGCUCGUUGAGAUCUGCCUGCGUGCACUGAGGUCCAUCUAUCAGUAUCGCUAUGCCCCUACGGAUGUCUUGCACUCCAACAAUGGAACACUUACCUAUCUUAUAGCAGAUCUAGCAUCGCCAAGUAGCUCUAUUGAGUGCCAAUCGUGCAUAGCCAACAUCCUCGUACCCAUCUGCCAUUCCUACAUUGAGCAGAUGCUCCUGUGUCAGGCUGGGGCCAUACCCCUCCUGGCACGCUUAAUCACCUCCAAUCAUUUGGUGCUGCAGACACCGGCGCUAAAGUGCCUGGCAUCGAUGUGCUUCACCAAUAGAGCCGUAUCGGACAUUGUGUGCUCCACGAAUUACGACGAUGAAAUGAUUCCGGACAUUCUGACGCGACUAACGUCACGUUCGCAGCCUGUUGAGGUGCAGCUCACGGCUGCACGGUGUCUCACGUACCUCCAUCGUUCGGGUUCUCUUGGCUCUAACGAUCCGAGGAUUGAAUUCAAGACCCUACCCUGCCUGGCGAGGCUCUGCACGGAGGAAUUUGACGAGGAUACACGUGCAACAGCUGCUGAAACUCUUGCCUAUCUAGCUGAGAUUGAUUCAGAUCUCCAACGAUUGGCAGCCAUUAGCAAUCAUUUGAUAAAUUCCCUCAAUUCCCUGCUUCAGUGCACGUCAGCCUUGCCACGGCAGGGUGCUUUUCGAUGUUUCGCCUCAUUGGGUGCCAAUGACGAGGACAUCCGGAAGCGAAUAAUUGAAAUGGAUGGGCUAAUGGAAGAAGUUCUAGCGGGUCUUGGGGAUCACUGUCCGGAAGUUCGCCUGGCGGCUGUGCGGUGUCUUCAUUCACUCUCGCGUUCGGUGCAGCAGUUACGAACAACGUUUCAGGAUCAUUCUGUGUGGCGACCCCUGAUGGCUCUCCUCACGGGGCAGCCAACAAAUGAACUUUUGACCGUUGUCACGUCAACAAUCUGCAAUCUCUUACUGGAAUUUUCACCCGCAAAGGAGCCAAUGCUGGAGUCUGGUGCCGUGGAGAUGCUGUGCGAGCUAACGCGCAAUCAGGACCCGGCGCUACGACUAAACGGCAGUUGGGCCCUCAUGAAUAUGGCCUUCCAGGCGGAACAGCAUGUGAAGACGAAGAUAAUCAAUACCCUCGGCACUGAUAGGAUUUUCCAAUUGCUCGCAGACUCAGAUACGCGUGUCAUCAUGAAAACGCUGGGUUUGCUGCGGAAUCUCCUCAGCAAUACCCUUCACAUUGACAGCAUAAUGUCGGAGCAUUCGGAAAAGGUGAUGCAGGCCGUCAAUUUAGUGUUGGACUCGCAGCAUCCGAGUGAGGUGAAGGAGCAGGCGCUGUGCAUUAUUGGGAAUAUUGGGGCGGGUGCACAGGCAACGGACUACGUGAUGGAGGAUGAGAAUACCCUGCGGAAGUUGGGGGAAUUUCUCACGAAUAAAGAUACAAAACUCCAGGCGGGAGCGAGAUUUGCCAUUGGUAAUCUCAUCCGGAAGAAUGACAUCACCGCCCCAGCGAGGCGCAAUAGACUGAAGGAAUUGGGAAUACUCAGCCGGUUAGAGGAGUCACGGCGGCAGGAACUCUUCGGGACGCACGUCUACGAUGAGAUAACUUCCUUGAUCCGGGAGUUUGACUACAUGACGUGAUGCGGCGGUAGCAUGAGAUGGCCGCUCUGGGGUUUCUACAUGGAUAAGGCAAAGAAUCAAUCGAAAUCAUCUUCCUGCAAGUAUCAUUUAUUACUUCACCUGUUUAUUAUUGUAAACAUAUUUUUAAUUUUUUUUAUUAUCUAGUCAUGCACACACACCCACACACAAACACAAAUCUAUCAUUUUUUCGUGUUUUUCAUCGCUCAUCUUCCCAAACAAAAAGUCAUCUUAAAGAAAUUGAUCCAAAUUUAAAAAAAUCAUUCAUUGCAAAAUUCUUGUUGAAUAAAAAAAAAGAAAAAAGUUCAAAUUUUCACGCAAUUAUAUUAUACAAAAAAUAUAUAUUUUGGGAUUAGGAAAAAAAUUAAAUAAAUAAAUAUUUUGAAGAGGUUCUAACAACAAAGAUUUAAAAAAAAAUGAGGAACCUCCUUGUAAUUCGGAUAUGAUUAAAAAGUAAAAGGAAAAAAGUCCUUAAAUGUUUAUUGUUAAAAAAGAAUGGGAAGUUCCCUAAAAUUUUCGUGACUGUUUUUUAUUAGAGUUUAUUGAGAAAGAAUAAGAUUAGAAAAUCUUUUGAGUUUUAACCCUUUUCAAGCACACCAUUUCUUCUCUAUUUUUUUUUCGUUCUCAAAAUACACACUUUCUUUAAUUUUUCUUAAAGAACAAAUUACUAUGAAUUGUUUUCUCUUAUAUAUUUUCUCGAAAAAAAAGCAACGUCUUCUUUUCCUCUCAAAAAUAACAAUAAAAUAAAGAAAAAAAUGAAAAGAAAAUACAUUAUGUGAAGAAAAUGACAUAAAAAUCAAUAUUUUAAAUAAUAUAAAAAAGAAAUGAAUAAAAAACCAUAGAAUAAAAUAUAAUCUUAAAAAUAAA